Camelina sativa (false flax) is the source of this 2144-nucleotide messenger RNA. RefSeq names its product phosphatidylinositol/phosphatidylcholine transfer protein SFH7. The record is from RefSeq and is a predicted model, not a curated record. Lineage: Eukaryota; Viridiplantae; Streptophyta; Magnoliopsida; Brassicales; Brassicaceae.
AUUAAGAAAAUGAACCAAUUGUAAAAACGAAAAAAUCUUUUGGACCUAAUCAAUAGCUUGUUAGAAAGAACAUAUCAAGUAAUUUUUUACAUGUCUUGAUUAGUUUCAGAUGAUCCUCGCCAUUACCAUCUUCCACCUUCCCCCCUCAAGCACACAUCCCCAAUAAGGUGUUUCAUCAAAACCAUGGCUGACACCAAACAAGAUUUGGAGACUUCAGAGGAUGGGAGGAAGAUAGUGAAGAUGGGCUCGCUUAAAAAAAAAGCGAUAAGUGCAUCAAACAGAUUCAAGAACUCGUUCAAGAAGAAGACUCGGAGGAGCAGCAGCAGAAUCGUGUCCGUUGACAACAUCAACGCAGAGGAUCGUCAGUCUCUUGACGCGUUCCGUGAAGUUCUUGCCUACGACGACCUUUUACCCUCCAAACAUGACGAUCUUCAUAUGAUGCUCAGAUACUUAAAGGCGAGAAAAUUUGACAUUGAGAAAGCAAAGCAAAUGUGGAGUGACAUGCUUCAAUGGAGGAAGGAUUUCGGAGCCGACACGAUCAUUGAAGAUUUUGAGUUUGAAGAGAUCGAUGAAGUACUCAAGCAUUAUCCUCAAGGCUAUCAUGGAGUGGACAAAGAAGGCAGACCGGUUUACAUUGAGAGGUUAGGCCAAAUCGACGCAAACAAGCUAUUGCAAGUGACUACGAUGGACCGGUACGAGAGAUACCAUGUGAAAGAGUUUGAGAAGAUGUUCAAGAUCAAGUUCCCUUCUUGCUCAGCCGCAGCCAAUAAGCACAUUGAUCAAAGCACGACCAUUUUUGAUGUGCAAGGCGUGGGACUUAAGAACUUCAACAAAUCCGCGAGAGAACUUCUUCAACGCCUUCUCAAGAUCGAUAACGACAACUAUCCUGAGACUCUUCACAGAAUGUUUAUCAUCAAUGCGGGUCCUGGAUUCCGGCUCUUGUGGGGGCCAGUUAAAUCUUUUCUUGAUCCAAAGACGACAUCAAAGAUUCAUGUUCUUGGGAACAAAUACCAGAGCAAAUUACUUGAAGCCAUUGACGCUAGCGAGUUGCCACAUUUCUUUGGCGGCCGUUGCACUUGUGAAGGUAAAGGAGGCUGUAUGCGAUCUGAUAAAGGCCCGUGGAAUGAUCCUGAGCUUCUUAAGAUGGAUAAGACCCCCGAAGCUAGGUUCUCGACUAUUUCAGAGGAGGAAGAUAAGCUUGUAGUAGAAGGGACAACAAUAUCAAUGGUCUUUGAACCUCUAGAGAGAAACAAGAUGAAAACCAUCGAAGAGAAUGUGUGUGAGAAACACAUUGACAAGUUCAUGGCAGUGUCUUUGCCUCCAAAACCUCAUUUAAGGACCCCAAAAAGAGGCAAGGGGCCACAAAACAAAGAUGAUAGCUUUCUUGUGGGAGGGGUUAUCGCUUUUGUGAUGGGAAUUGUUGCAAUGCUCCGGCUAUCUAAAGACGUUCCAAAGAAGCUCACAGAAGCUGCAUUAUUCGGAAACUCAGUUUACCACGAGCAAUCACAAAUAUCUAAACCGAACGAAGAUCAAUCUCCAGCACCACCAGUCUCAAACUCCGAGUACCUAAUUAUGGUGAAACGAAUGGCCGAGCUUGAAGAAAAGUACAAGUCCCUUGACUCGAAAUCAGCAGAUGAUAUUUUAGAGAAAGAGGAUAAACUUCAGGCCGCUGUUAACCGAGUUCAAGUGCUUGAGCAUGAGUUAUCUGAAACCAAAAAGGCUUUGGAUGAAACGAUCGCUAACCAGAAGGGGAUUCUUUCAUAUAUUGAGAAGAAAAAGAAGAAGAAGAGACUGUUUUGCAUGUUCUAAAUCAGCGAACAAUGGUUAUAUGAUCUCCCACCACAAUUUCAGAUGAGAAGCAAGAGUGUUUCUAUGUGAUUCUCACACAGAUGAGAUAUAUAAAUGCAUUAUUUUAGUGAAAAUAAACUCUCCCAUCGGUCCUGUUUUGUAUAUAACUUCUUUUCUUUUACUUAACAAGUAGUGGAUUUUGCCACAAGAGGUUUGUUUUGGGUGUUCCCUUGCAAUUUAGAGUGCUUAUAUUGGGUGUUAUUUGCAAUUUUUUCUUUUAUGUUAAAUUUAUACGUGAAUUAUAAUCUCGUGCAGAGUAAUGGAUAAUGUAAGGAUGAUGAAUUGUUGAUUAUCUA